CGCGGAUCUCUCUCCUACUCUAAAUCCAUGGUUCCUUCGUCGCACCCACGGGCACGAGAGCUUCGUCGCUGUUUCUAUCACGGUAUUGGGCUAAUGACAAGUCACCUACUGUUACAAUAGAUCCUCCAACAAACAAGUAAUCAAUGUGCAAGUCUUGUAUUUGUAUUCAUCAUUUCGUUUGACUUCUUAGUUGACCGGACCCAGUACGUACGUAAGCUUGGGAAACUUCAAUCAAAAUUUCGUUGCAAAUUUCCCAGAAGGACAGUAAGAAAAACUCAUGAGUUUGACGAAGCUGAGAGUUCUCACUUCUUUUCUCUGAUUAGUCUCUCAAAUAAAAAAAAAAAUCUCAGUCCUUGAUCGCUCCAUUGACUAAGAAGGUACGUACGUAUGGCUCGCAAUUGGAUAUACGACGUCUUUCCAAGCUUCAGCGGUGAAGAUGUUCGUCAAACAUUCCUCAGCCACUUUCUCAAGGAGUUAGAUCGGAAACUGAUAACUGCGUUUAAAGAUAACGAGAUCGAGAGAAGCCAAUCGCUUGAUCCAGAGCUUAAACGAGCCAUUAGGGGUUCGAGGAUCGCGGUUAUUAUCUUCUCCAAAAACUACGCUUCUUCGAGCUGGUGUUUAAAUGAGCUUCUUGAGAUUGUUCGAUGCAAAGAUGAAAGCAAUCGAUUGGUGGUGAUUCCUGUUUUCUAUGGCUUGGAUCCUUCUCAUGUUAGGAAACAGAUCGGAGAUUUUGGGAUAAUAUUUGAGAAGACUUGUCAGAACAGAACAGAGGAUGAGAUCAAUCUAUGGAGGAGAGCUUUGAUCGAUGUAGCUAACACUCUCGGCUAUCAUUCUACAAAUUGGGUUAAUGAAGCAAAAAUGAUAGAAGAACUCGCCAGUGAUGUUUUGGUUAAACUGAGUUUAAAUCCAUCAAAGGAUGAUGUUGAGGAUUUUGUUGGCAUUGAAGAUCAUAUAGGAGAGAUGAGUUCAUUGUUGCGUUUAGAAUCUGAAGAAGUGAGGAUGGUUGGGAUUUGGGGUUCUUCGGGAAUUGGCAAGACUACUAUUGCAAGAGCUUUAUUUAGUCGUCUCUCUCGUCAUUUCCAAGGUAGCGUCUACAUAGACAGUGCUUUUGUAUCCAAGUGCAGGAAGGAUUACCAUAAAGCCAACACAGAUGACUAUAAUAUGAAGUUGCAUUUGCAAAGAAAUUUCUUGUCUGAGAUAUUAGGGAAAAGGGACAUAGAGAUGGGUCAUAUUGGUGUAAUGGGAGAGAGGCUAAACCACCAUAAACUUCUUAUUGUUAUUGAUGAUUUGGAUGAUCAAGUGGUGCUUGAUGCCUUGGCUGGUCAUACUCAAUGGUUUGGACUUGGGAGCAAGAUCAUUGCUAUUACGAAAGAUAAACAUCUUUUGAGAUCCCAUGGGAUUUAUUGUAUUUACAAUGUUGGUCUCCCAUCUGAAAAGCAAGCUCUUCAGAUAUUUUGUCGAUAUGCAUUUAGGCAAGAUUCUCCACCCGAUGGUUUCAUGGAACUUGCUUCUGAAGUACAAAAGCGUGCGGGUAGUCUUCCUUUAGGUCUGAAAGUUUUUGGUUCGUUAUUUCGAGGCAGGAGCAAAGAGGAUUGGGUGGAUAUGCUGCCUAGGCUUCGGAAGAGACUGGAUGGAAAAAUUGAGAAGACUUUGAGAGUCAGCUAUGAUGAGUUUGAUAGCAGAGAAGAUAAAGCGUUAUUUCGUCACAUCGCAUGUCUCUUCAACGGUGCGAAAACUGAUUACAUCAAAAUGGUCCUCGCAGAUAGUGAUUUGGAUGUUAAUAUAGGGCUGAAAAACCUAGUUGAUAAAUCGCUCAUACAUGUAAGAGUAGGUAUUGUUGGGAUGCACUGUUUGGUACAAGAAAUGGGUAAAGAAAUCGUUCGUACACAGUCUAACGAACCCGGGGAACAAGAAUUCCUGUUGGAUUGUAAGGAUAUUUGCGAUGUACUUGAGGAUAAUACUGGUACCAAAAAAGUCUUAGGUAUAUUGUUGGAUAUGUCGGGGAUUGAUGAGUUGCAUAUUCAUAAGAGAGCCUUUGAAAAGAUGCGCAAUCUCUAUUUUCUAAAGAUAAACAGUAAACCAUAUAAAAAAGUCAGAUGGCACAUUUCCGAAGGGUUCAACUAUUUGCCCCCAAAACUCAAAGUACUAAGCUGGAUAGGAUGCCCACUAAGAUGUUUGCCUUCUAAGUUUUGUCCUCAACAUUUAGUUAAGCUCAAAAUGCAGAAUAGCAAGCUGGAGAAGCUGUGGGAAGGAGUUCAUCCUCUCACAGGUCUCAAGCGUAUAAAUUUCUCAGGAUCUAAAAGUUUGAAAGAAAUUCCAGAUCUCUCGAUGGCCACUUGUCUUGAGAAAUUGUUGCUCAGACAUUGCUCGAGCUUGGUGAAAAUUACUUCUUCUAUCAGGCAUCUCCAUAAACUAUUGGUGUUGGAAAUGAGUUGGUGCACAAAGCUUGAGGCCCUUCCGUCAGGAAUCAACCUUAAGUCUCUCAACAGGCUCGAUCUCGGUGGAUGCUCACGGCUAAGAAGAUUUCCUGAUAUCUCAAGUAAUAUUUCAUGGCUUAAUCUAAAUCGAACAGCUACUGAAGAAUUCCCCUCUAACCUGCGUUUAGAGAAUCUAAAAACUCUUCACAUGAAAGAAAUUAAGAGUCAGAAACUAUGGGAAGGAGUGCAGCCGCUUACAUGCCUCACGACGAUAGAUUUGUCGGGAUCUGAAAAGCUGAAAGAAAUCCCAAAUCUUUUGUUGGCAACCAAUCUUGAGUGGAUGAAUCUCGGGGGUUGCUCAUGUUUGGUGGAAUUACCAUCUUCAUCUGUUGAGAAUCUCAAUAAGCUGACUUACUUGAGCAUGGAAGAUUGCACAAAGUUGGAGGUACUUCCAACCGACAUCAAUCUUAAAUCUCUCGAGUGUGUUAAUCUCAGUGGAUGCUCAAAGCUAAGGAUAUUCCCUGAUAUCUCAAGAAACGUUCUUCUUCUCGUCCUAAACCAAACAGCCAUUGAAGAUAUUCCUUGGUGGGUCAACACAUUCUCUAGACUCAGAUGCCUACGUAUGAGAGAUUGCAACAGUUUUAAAUAUAAAUCAUCCACUUUUAUUAUUUUGAAACGUCUUAAGGAAGCUGACUUUCAAGACAGCGGGGAUUCCCAUGAUAUUUUCGACGAUGGUAAGGACUAUAAUAGUUUCUGCCGAUAUCAGGGCUGUGUAAGAAGAGUGGAAAAUAAAAUAGGAGAAAGGAAUAAUCAAUGGGUCUACAGGAGUUUUUCUCAGCUUUUAGCAUGCAAGAAUUUUGCAGAGAUUGAAACACUACUAACAGAAGUGGAUCCGAACAAAGAAAGAAAAGUUUUAGAGAUGUACUUGAGAGAUUAUUGCUAUGACUAUAAUAAUAACGAGAAAAGUUUCAUACGCCAGCGUCCAAGGCUAUGGCAAAAAUAUUUGAAAGAACAAGAAGUCGAUGUACGGCUACAGGCACGGGAAAGUGAUAAGGAUGCAGCUAUCUAUGCUCAUAAGUUUAUUCUGUCUGCAAGAUCAGAGGUGUUUAUGAAGAUAUUUGAAUCAGACAAAUUUAAGGCUUCUUCGAAGCUGGAGACAAUCACUCUGUCAGAGCUGAAACAAAAAGAGUUGGAGGUUUUUGUUGAGUACAUCUACAGCGACGGCUUUAUGCUCUCAGAGAAAGCAAAGCAACACGUUAGAUCACUCUAUCGUGCAGCUGACAAAUAUGAGAUGUUGUAUCUAUGUGAGCUAUGCAGAAAGGAGCUUGUAUCUCGUAACUCUUUGAGUGCUCAUCAAGUUCUUCCCCAAUUCAUCACUCUCAGAAACAUCAAACUUGCGCUUUCUAUCUCUACGAGGUUAAGGUCUUCGUCGCCAAUCACCCGAAUGGUCUCUGACUCCUAUAGAUUACGAGAACUAUUUUUCCUCGUAAAUGACAGUACGUGGGUAAUAUGAUUAAAUUUCGUUAUUGAUAGAAUAUAAAAACCACUGUUUAAUUUCGUCGUUUCAUCAGUUUCAUAAAACCUUAAAUUCUGUAUUCAAAUUCUCAUGGGAUUUUUUACUUCCUUAAUUUUCUUUCUCAA
Camelina sativa (false flax) is the source of this 4058-nucleotide messenger RNA. Its product is annotated as disease resistance protein RPS6. Gene Ontology annotation, molecular function: protein binding; ADP binding. Gene Ontology annotation, biological process: signal transduction; defense response. NCBI's taxonomy places the organism in Eukaryota, Viridiplantae, Streptophyta, Magnoliopsida, Brassicales, Brassicaceae. The record is from RefSeq and is a predicted model, not a curated record.